AUGCCUUCUCUCAAGACCAUCUUCUCUGCCAUCUUCCUCGCCGUGGGAGGCUUCCUCUUUGGCUAUGACAGCGGUAUCAUCACCUCAACAAUCUCGCUGGCUACCUUCAAGGAAUAUUUCACCAACCCCAACAGCACCGUCACCGGUGGUAUCGUCUCUGCAUUCCAGGGAGGAGCCAUCUUGGGAACUUUGAUCAACAUGCUUGCGGCCGACUGGUUGGGACGAAAGAGAACGGUUUUUGCUGGUUCAUGUGUUUCUGUGCUUGGUUGUGCCCUUCAGGCUGGUGCCGUUAAUAUGACCAUGCUCAUUAUUGGUCGUUUCAUUGCCGGUGCAGCGGUGGGAAUGCUAACUUCUACUAUUCCGUUGUAUGCUGCUGAGCUUUCCGAGCAGAAAUGGCGCGGUGCGCUUUCAGGUUUGCUACAGUGGAUGUUGAGUUGGGGUUUCUUGGUUGCUCAGUGGCUUGGUUAUGGUUGUUCCUUUGUUAGCACCGAAUUCUCUUGGCGCUUCCCUCUUGCCUUCCAGAUUGUGCCAGGUCUCAUUCUCGUCGGAGGUAUCUGGUUCUUGGACGAAUCGCCUCGUUGGUUGAUGGAAAAGGACAGACACGAAGAGGCCAUGAAGGUGCUCAAAAACAUCCGCAAGGGCACGAGCCAGGAAGCCUUGGACUUGGAAUUCCGCGAGAUCCGCGACGUUAUUGCUGCUGAUCGGGCUGUUGGUAACACCUCAUGGAAACUUAUCCUGACGAAAGCAUCGUGGCGCAAACGAUUGAUUUUGGGAUGUGCCAUCCAAGCUUUUGGCCCUCUUUCAGGUAUAAAUGUUAUCAACUACUAUGGACCUCGCAUUUACGCUAUCCUGGGUAUUAACGAUCAAACCUCGCUAAUGAUUAUCGGUAUCAGCGGAGCGCUCUCCAUUGUUUACUGCUCCAUCGGCCUCUAUAUGAUCGACAAAAUUGGUCGCGUCAAGCCCUUGAUAGUCUCGGCUGUUAUGCUCGGGGCUGCGUUACUUGUCAAUGCUGUCCAGGCACAAUACUUGAAUACGAAUAACGGAAACCAGCUCCGUUCAAUGGUUGCAAUGAACUUUGUCUUUAGUCUGUUUUAUACCCCGCUUGGAAUUAUUUCUUGGGUCUAUCCCGCCGAAAUCUUCCCCGUCGAAGUCCGCGCGCUCGGAAACGCAAUCACAACCUUCACCAACUGGGCCUUCAACUUGAUCUUUGCACAAUUCACUCCCACUGCUCUGGACAACGUCGGAUUCAAAUACUUCUAUGUGUUCUUCGUCAUGAACCUAAUUGCCGCGUUGAGUUACUAUUUCUUCUUCCCCGAGACCAAGGGACGAACUCUCGAGCAGAUUGACGAAUUGUUUGGUGAUCAACUUGUUCCCCAUGCUUUGCAGGAUCCAGAGGGCGCUCAAGCGGCUAUGCAGAAAGAAGCAGAAGUGUCCACCUGGCAUGAGACCGCAGAAGCUUAG
Messenger RNA from Talaromyces amestolkiae, 1461 nucleotides. RefSeq lists its product as uncharacterized. Gene Ontology annotation, biological process: carbohydrate transport; transmembrane transport. The coding region runs from base 1 to 1461 and encodes 486 amino acids. Gene Ontology annotation, cellular component: membrane. The transcript has 4 exons. The record is from RefSeq and is a predicted model, not a curated record. NCBI's taxonomy places the organism in Eukaryota, Fungi, Ascomycota, Eurotiomycetes, Eurotiales, Trichocomaceae. Gene Ontology annotation, molecular function: carbohydrate:proton symporter activity.